AUGGCGGGAACAUUUGUUUAUGAAUUAACCAACGAAGAGCGUGACAAGGAUUCAAACUUGAUCAUCACCAAAAUUCGCAACUUCUUUGAACAACUAUACUGGGCUUAUUAUAUUCAUCUGCCAUACUAUUUGAUGAAGAAUGAAGAAGCUUUUGUAUUACAUUUGUUUUUCUUAACUGUGUUGACAGUCUCAGUUUAUGCCGUUUUUGCCUAUUUACCAUAUAAAUUAUUCCAAGUUGUGGAUAGAUUCUUUUACUAUUUAACUGGUGAUGAUUUUAAAAAUCAGUUGGUUGCAUUAGGUAUCGGUGCUGGUAAAUAG
Molecule: messenger RNA, 318 nt
Organism: Hansenula ciferrii
Lineage: Eukaryota; Fungi; Ascomycota; Saccharomycetes; Phaffomycetales; Wickerhamomycetaceae
Gene: TSC3
Product: Tsc3p
Exons: 1
Coding region: 1-318 (105 amino acids)
Source: RefSeq, a predicted model, not a curated record